This is a messenger RNA of Elgaria multicarinata webbii, 1273 nucleotides long. RefSeq names its product biogenesis of ribosomes BRX1 (gene BRIX1). The transcript is spliced from 10 exons. Gene Ontology annotation, biological process: ribosomal large subunit assembly; rRNA processing. Gene Ontology annotation, molecular function: rRNA binding. The record is from RefSeq and is a predicted model, not a curated record. The coding region runs from base 17 to 1078 and encodes 353 amino acids. NCBI's taxonomy places the organism in Eukaryota, Metazoa, Chordata, Lepidosauria, Squamata, Anguidae. Gene Ontology annotation, cellular component: nucleolus.
GCUUUGACGGAGUAACAUGGCGGCGGCUAAGAGGCAACGUGGAGCCGGCAAAGGAGCCCUUGCGGGACCGAAGAGAAAACGUGUUAAGAAAGGUCCGGAGAGAAAGGAGGAGAAGGAAGAUCCGUCCUCUGUAGCCAAUGCGGGCCAGGACGAGCAUUAUAUACCUCCCCCGGUGUCGCAGGGCAAAUGGCAAAACAAAGAGAGAGUGCUCAUUUUCUCUUCCAGAGGAAUAAAUUUUAGGACAAGACAUUUGAUGAAAGACUUGCGAAUGCUAAUGCCCCAUUCUAAAGCAGACACCAAAAUGGACAGGAAGGAUAAGCUGUUCAUCAUUAACGAGGUCUGUGAAAUGAAAAACAGCAAUAAGUGCAUAUUUUUUGAAGCAAAAAAGAAGCAGGAUCUUUAUAUGUGGCUUUCAAAUGUACCCCAUGGGCCAUCAGCCAAGUUUUUAGUACAAAAUAUUCAUACACUGGCUGAGCUGAAGAUGACUGGAAACUGUUUGAGAGGCUCCCGACCACUUCUGUCUUUUGAUGCAGCUUUUGACCAGGACCCCCAUUAUGCUUUGCUGAAAGAGCUGUUUAUUCAGAUCUUUAGUACUCCACAAUAUCAUCCCAAAAGCCAGCCUUUUGUAGACCACGUCUUCACAUUCUCCAUAGCAGACCACAGGAUUUGGUUUCGAAAUUACCAGAUCAUAGAAGAAGAUGCAGCCCUUGUAGAAAUUGGGCCUCGCUUUGUUUUAAACCUCAUCAAGAUCUUCCAGGGCAGCUUUGGAGGACCAACCCUGUAUGAAAAUCCUCAUUACCAAUCUCCAAAUAUGCACCGGCGGGCAGUAAGAUUGGCCACAGCUGCUAAAUUCAGAGAAAAGCAACAAAUGAAAGAGCUACAGAAGCUGAGGAAAAAGGAAGAGAAGCCACUUAUUCCUGACGAUCCCACAGAAAGCGUAUUUGAAACGCCGGCUGAAGAAAAGCCAAUGGAGAUAGAACUGGUGAAACCAGAGCCAAAAAUUAACUUGAAAAAGAAAACAAAAAUGCACCAGCGUGAGAGGAAGUUGAAGAAAAAACUUGGUGGAAUUGCGGCAUAGAAUAUUGAAGUGGGGAUGGGUGGGUUUGAAAAACUAACCAGGACUUGAGAAUGUGGGCGUUUAAUCAGUUUUUUCCUACACUUUUUUGGUAAACGAAUUUGCGUAUAGUAAUCUUUUAAACUGUUAUGGGCUGGUCUUGUAAUAUUUUCCAAAUAACAUUUUUAGUGGUGCCCCUCAUUAAAUGUGUUAACAUGG